Striga hermonthica is the source of this 462-nucleotide messenger RNA. Lineage: Eukaryota; Viridiplantae; Streptophyta; Magnoliopsida; Lamiales; Orobanchaceae. The record is from the annotation of a GenBank genome assembly.
AUGAGUUAUCACUCCCGUAGGAUACUGACACCUAGCGCCUCACGCAAGCGUAAGGAGAUGGAGGCCCUACAGUUCCCCACGUCAUCCAAACCGUUAAUUUCACAAACCGCCGUCCAUCGCGGCGUUAGUUUCACAAGCCAGGCGACGACGUCGUACAAAGCGGCGGAGCCGCAGCAGCAGCCGCUGGCAUCCAACCGGCUCCUUGCCGGCUACUUGGCACUCGAGUUCCUGACCAAGGGGACGUUGUUCGGCCAGAGGUUUGACCCGGGCAGGGCCGAGGCCUCACCGGUCCGCGCCGCGGAGGUGAAGAGGAACAGGCCCAGCAAGGAAGCCGAGCCGAGUGGGAAGGCAAAGCCGAAGCCGGAGAGCUACGUUGAGGUGGCAAAUCUGGUGAAGAGCGACGGGGUCCACAUCCCCGGUGUCGUCAACCCCACGCAGCUCGCCAGGUGGAUAGAGAUGUAG